UCCCGGCAUGCCCCGCGGCCGCGCGAUGGCGGCGGCGGCCGCGUCUCCCAGCCCGGAUCUGUUCGACGAGAUCGUGAUGGCCGAGGAGAGGUUUCAUGGUGAGGGGUAUCAGGAGGGGUAUGCUGAAGGCAGUCAAGCUGGAGUUGUUGAGGGAAGGAGGUAUGGAUCACUCCAUGGUGCCAAGAUUGGCUCUGAGAUUGGCUGCUACCUGGGCUUUGCACUGACAUGGCACUGUCUGCUCCAGAAAUGCACAGAUGAAAAGAGCAGCAAAAAGAUGAGGGCUCUGGAUUCAUUAAUAGGGAUGAUUCAGAAAUUCCCAUAUGAGGACCCCACUUAUGAUAAGCUGCAAGAAGAUCUGGAAAAAAUCAGAGGAAAAUUUAAACAGGUUUGUUCAAUGCUAAAUGUUCAGUCUGGUUUUAGAAUUGGUACUGAAAGAUCUUCACUAACAUUUUGAAUGUAACAGAUGAAGAUAAGCAUGGAUGACCAAGGAAGAAACAUUUAAAAUCCCCAGAUAACUGGAAGAGUGUUUAUCUACUCUUAACUUAAACAAAACCAAAAUAGUGGAGAGGUGCUAAAUUUCAAAGGGGAAAGGGAAAUGAGCACUGACCUUGCAAUAGUACUUCUCAAAUGUAAUUUAACUUUUAUUAUCUCCAGAUUUUAUUUAGGAUCACUGAAAUACCAGUGUGUAAACUUGGGAAAUAGUUGCUUUAAUCCCUCACUAGCCUUGCACUGAUAGAUGAAUUCCUCACAAUGAAAACAUAGGCAUUUGCAAAGUCUCCCUAUUGAAAGGGUGUAUGUUAUUUAAAAAUCUGUGAGUGCAGAUCAUUCAGUUUACACAAUGUGUAGAUACUGUAGGUGAAGGAAAGUAAAACAUAAUGAAUUGCCUGCAGACUUUGCAGUGAGAAACAUUUUUGUGGGUAGAGAGUAGCCUGACAAAUGGUGUCAGAAUGUGAAGGAGAAGGGUUAAGAGACCUGCUCAGAAAGCAGCUGCAACUCAGAACAUGGAAUUUGCACUUUCCACUAGUUCUGCAGACUGAUCCAGUGUGGGGGGAAAAACCCAACAACCCCCCAAAAACCAAAUUUAAGUGAUUGGUGAUAAAAACAUGACUACCAGAAGAGCUGUGAUACUGAUGUACUGUAUUUAUUAGAGCUUUUUAUCAAGGAAUAGCUCUUUAUUUUCCAGUCUUGAAAAUACACUCUUUAUUCUCAUUCCAAAGAAUGGAUGCAGACAGCUGGAUGGAUUCAGCUGGGCUAGUUCAAGAGAAAUACAGUCAGUUAUUUUACCUGGAGCAUGUUUUUUGGCUGGGCUGCUAGGUGGCUUUGCCCACCAUUUGUAAUACAGUUAUAUACUGAAUUCUAGAAGACCUUUCCUCAGUUGUAGCACAUGCAUGUCUGGCUAAGUCUACAUGACAUGAGGAGAGAUUUGGCCACUGUGCAGAGCAAGCCAGCUUAGGGGAAGGACAUGUUUUAAUACUGCCAGACCCUUCACCAGCACUGCUUCGUGCCAUCUAGACCAUAGGUAUCCAUUUAUUUCAAAAUAAUCUGUGUUUCCUGAGUAUGCCAAUAUCAGAGGCUUUGUUUUUUUGGUUGCUGGUGCACGUUUUUGUGUUUCUUUAAUGAUCUUAAAUGGUUUAAGUGUUCAAACAGCUUUGACACACAUAGUGAGUGUCAGGGCCAUCUAGUGGAGGAGGUCGUUGUAUCGGGUAAGAAACAGAUCAUAAGAGUUCACAAAUAUUUAUAGUUAAAAGUUGUUAAAACAGUACAGAACAUCUGUACACAUGAGACAGCUCAACAAAUGGUGUGUAUUUCUCUGAAAUAAAGGAAUACUGAGGUAGGCUUCAUUUGUAGUUGUUUCCUCACUGGGAGACCUUGGAAGGGACAUGACAGCGUUGAUGAUCUCUUCGUUUAGGGCAGUUUGAGUGCAGUUGGAUUCUAAUUGUUAGGCAGCUAAACCACUGGGAACCAGAACAAGCACCAAAAUGCAAGUACCUGAAAAUAGAAGCAAAACAAAAUAGUGUAUCCUGUAAUCUCAGUACAUAGAUAGGCACAAACCAGAAAGAUUACAUGCUAGGGAAAAGAAAAAGCUGAUUAAACUCCAUCAUCACUUCAGAGAAAUCCCAACUUGAAAAAGUUGUCUCUGCAUCCACAAACCAGUUUGGUUUUGCAAAUCAAAGUAUUUUACCUGUUUACUUCAAAGUAAUGAAAGGUACUACGUGUUCAUCUGUGAUUGACCCUCUCUUUUUAACCCACAAAUAAUGCUUUAAAUAAACUCCCCCUGGAUCUUGGUCUAAAAAAGGCAGGUUUGUUGUUCUUCUGAAUGAUAGGACGAAGAUACAAUUGCUGGAGGUUUAAGUAUUCAUGUUUUAAAGUGUGGCCUUUUUUGGAAUCUUUGUAUGUGAUUUACAAAAAUGUAUGUAAAAGCAAGGGAAGGCAUCAAAGUAUCUGUGAAGCAUUUGAUUACUAGAAUGUGUAAGAUCUGUGUAGAAUGUGCAAAGUGCUGCUCUGGAGAUUGUAUCCAAAACCAAAUUCUUUUUGUUCUACCAAAGAGAGAAAGGAUCUUAGCAGAUCAAGCAUUUAAUGACUGUUAUUUUGAAAACUGGUUUGGUGGCUGAUUUUCUUGUAUUACUUUUAAUUUCCUUUAUAACAAAUGUACAUUAUUAGACUAUAUUCUUUAUAUAUGUAUAUAUGUACAUAUUUAACCCUAAAGAUUGUAUUCCAGCUGGGAUAUGCCAAAUUCAGGGUUGCCUGUUAGGUCUUUCAUUUAGCUCCAUAUGUACCAAUGGAGUCUCUUUUUCCUGGAGUCUGUAUUUUUCUGAAUAUCUUCUGUCUCGUGUCCUGAUGGUGUUUAUUAAAUGAGGUACAGUUUAAAAUUC
Molecule: messenger RNA, 2873 nt
Organism: Apus apus (common swift)
Lineage: Eukaryota; Metazoa; Chordata; Aves; Apodiformes; Apodidae
Gene: LTO1
Product: LTO1 maturation factor of ABCE1
Exons: 5
Coding region: 8-454 (148 amino acids)
Source: RefSeq, a predicted model, not a curated record